GGGUCCCCAGCUCAGCGUCCCAAGACGUGCCCCUGCGCUGGGAACACUGGCCACGGGCUGGUGGGGCAGCCAUGAGGGAUGUGCUGGGGUCUGGCUACCGGUGCAGCCUCGUCCAUCUCGCCUGGAUGUGCCUGUUCUCCUCCGUGCCGAAUGGUGGGGCCAAGGUGCUGGAGAAGACCUUUGAGGAGUGGCUGCGGUACCGUGACGAGUGUUUGAGGAGGAUGGCGAGCGAGCCCUACCCGGCAGGGCUGUUCUGCAACCGGACAUUCGACAUGUACGCCUGCUGGCCCGACGGGAGCCCCGGCACCGCCGUCAACGUCUCCUGCCCCUUCUACCUGCCCUGGUUUGAGAAAGUGAAACACGGGCAGGUGAGUCGCCGGUGCGGCGCCGACGGGCAGUGGGUGACGGUGAACGGCAGCCAGCCCUGGCGGGACUACUCCCAGUGCGAGGAGAUGGAGUCCACCACGGAGGAGGAAGGUGCCCGCCGGCUGAUGGUGAGCUUCAAGGUGCUCUACACCGUGGGGUACUCCCUCUCGCUCCUCACCCUCGUCUCGGCCCUGCUUGUCCUCACCGUCUUCAGGAAGCUCCACUGCACCAGGAAUUACAUCCACGCCAACCUCUUCGCCUCCUUCGGGCUGCGGGCGACCUCGGUGAUGGUGAAGGACGCGCUGCUGGAGAAGCGCUGGGGCAUGGAGCUGGUGCAGGUGGCCGACUGGGAGGCUCUGCUGAGCCACGAGGCGGCGUUGGGCUGCCGUGCGGCGCAGGUGCUGAUGCAGUACUGCAUCCUGGCCAACCACUACUGGUUCCUGGUGGAAGCCGUCUACCUCUACAAGCUGCUCAUCGGGGCCGUCUUCUCCGAGAAGAACUACUACAGGCUCUACCUCUACCUGGGCUGGGGGACCCCCGUGGUGUUCGUGGUGCCCUGGAUGGCUGCCAAGUACCUGAAGGAGAACGCGGAGUGCUGGGCGCUGAAUGAGAACAUGGCCUACUGGUGGAUCAUCCGCAUCCCCAUCCUGCUCGCCUCCCUGAUCAACCUGCUGAUCUUCAUGCGGAUCCUCAAGGUGAUCCUGGCCAAGCUCCGUGCCAACCAGAAGGGCUACACAGACUACAAGCUGCGGCUGGCCAAAGCCACCCUCACCCUCAUCCCCCUCUUUGGCAUCCACGAGGUCGUCUUCAUCUUUGCCACCGACGAGCAAACCACAGGCAUCCUGCGCUACGUCAAGGUGUUCUUCACCCUCUUCCUCAACUCCUUCCAGGGCUUCCUGGUGGCCGUGCUCUAUUGCUUCGCCAAUAAGGAGGUGAAGUCAGAGAUGAAGAAGAAGUGGCAGCUCUGGAAGCUCGACCACCCGGCACUCUGCUGCGCCCAGUGAUGGGAUGAGGGGCCCCGCAGAGCCCAAGGAGAGGGGCUGCUGGCCACGACGGCCCAGCUGGGGCAUGGGGAAGCUGUGCUGGGGCAGCACCCACCUGGCAUGGCCAGGCUGGGACCAAUGUCACGGCUGUGCCACACCUGAGAGCCCUGGAGUUGGAGGUGACAUCCCCCUGCCGUGCUCUGAGGGGCAGGUGGGCACCCUCGGCUCAUCCCAGACGUUGCUGCCCCCUCAGAAGAGCCUCACCUUGCUUGGGCUUGGGGAGAUCCUCCUGCUGCUUUCUACUGCUGCCUGGACACCAUUGCCUACCUCUGUUGGCAUCGACCAGAUGUGGAAAACCCCCGUCCCAUCCACAUCGACCUGGGGACCUGCAGGAGGUGGUGGCUGGAGAAGGAGCAGAAGGGGAGAAGCAGCAGGGGACAGGAGAUGCUGCUCAGCCCAGAUCUGCUGCCCCAGCACCUGGGUGAACAAACCCCUCCUGAUGCACCCUGGACCACGCCAGUGACGUUCCACCACCUUCCUGCUCUCCCUGCGAGGUCCAAGGUCCAGGACCACCUCAACAACACCCUGGGAGCUCUGACACUUCCAUCCCAGCCUCAUCCUGCGAAGCUCCUCUCCGUAGGGAUGCGUUGCUUCUGCCCCGGCCGUCCCCCUCGCUGCACAGGACCCCCGUGUUCCUCCUCCCCAAGCUCCUCCUGCAGCAGAGACCCCCCUGAAAAAUCCCACCGGAGAGCGAAGGACUCGAACCCAACCUGGCUGAGAUCCCUCCUGUGUCCCCAUCCCACCCCUCGGCGUGGUGGCAGGGAGAGCUGUGAAGUCCCGAGCAGGAACCACCCCAAGAAACCUUUUUGCUGGCAAAAAAGCUGGGUGUUUUGGGCCCAGCUGUGCAACACCUGAGCUUCCAGAUGUUUGCUUCCCAGCAGGGCACCAGAGCAGCAGCAGAUACCACCACCACCACCCCCCCACCUUGGUCCUCUUUGGUCCUACCUUCAGC
Calidris pugnax (ruff) is the source of this 2361-nucleotide messenger RNA. RefSeq names its product glucagon receptor-like. The record is from RefSeq and is a predicted model, not a curated record. The coding region runs from base 72 to 1370 and encodes 432 amino acids. The transcript is spliced from 13 exons. NCBI's taxonomy places the organism in Eukaryota, Metazoa, Chordata, Aves, Charadriiformes, Scolopacidae. Gene Ontology annotation, biological process: cell surface receptor signaling pathway; adenylate cyclase-modulating G protein-coupled receptor signaling pathway. Gene Ontology annotation, cellular component: plasma membrane. Gene Ontology annotation, molecular function: peptide hormone binding; glucagon receptor activity.